AUGAGGCUUCGACGGCAUGUGGGCUCAUGUGGGUUGUUGAUCUCACCUACCGCUGGCAAGCCCCCAGUCAACCACGCACAUCGAGUGCACAUUGUCAUAUGUGGUGUGCGUACUUUCACAGCAACACUUUUUGCGCUGUGCCACGAUGUUGCCAAACACCAGUGCCAAGCGACAGACACUUUUCUCACUGUCUUGCAACUCGAUAUUGUAGCCCUGAACACUAGGAUUCACGCUGUUCAUGCCGCUGUACAGCAUCUUAUCAAGGCCCACCGUGGGGGAGGGCUGGUGUUCACAGAUGCAUUGCCAAACGGCGCCGAUGAUGCAGAAGAUUUGGGGGCAGAGGGCGUUGACGGCGAAGAGGAUACCUUCAGCAGUGACGAAGAUACCUGA
Serpula lacrymans var. lacrymans S7.9 is the source of this 390-nucleotide messenger RNA. RefSeq lists its product as uncharacterized. The transcript is spliced from 2 exons. Bases 1 to 390 code for a protein of 129 amino acids. Lineage: Eukaryota; Fungi; Basidiomycota; Agaricomycetes; Boletales; Serpulaceae. The record is from RefSeq and is a predicted model, not a curated record.